Molecule: messenger RNA, 1369 nt
Organism: Micropterus salmoides (largemouth bass)
Lineage: Eukaryota; Metazoa; Chordata; Actinopteri; Centrarchiformes; Centrarchidae
Gene: pex26
Product: peroxisomal biogenesis factor 26
Exons: 5
Coding region: 151-1047 (298 amino acids)
Biological process (GO): protein import into peroxisome membrane; protein import into peroxisome matrix
Cellular component (GO): peroxisomal membrane; peroxisome
Molecular function (GO): protein-containing complex binding; ATPase binding
Source: RefSeq, a predicted model, not a curated record
AAGAUGUUGCGGACAGGAUAGUGUAUAAAUCAGUACUCUAAACAUGUUUUAUUUGGCAUUCGGUUGUACGCUAAGCUUCUAAAAGUAAAGCAGGGUCUCUUUGCGUUGUAAAGUUUUAUUGUAUUUGUCUCAAAAAUUUGACAGAAAGUGAUGAGCAGCUGUUCCACCUGCUCAGUCUGCAGCCCUCCGCUCACUACUUCUUUAGCACAGACGUCCAGCAUGUUGGACGCUGCCGCCGAGCAAAUGAUGGUCGAUAAAGAUUUCCAGGCAGCCUUUGAAACGUGCGAAAGAGGCCUGGAGAUUCUCGCCAGCAUGGACCAAGAGGACAACAGAUGUCGAGAAUUUAAGGCCGGUUUCUGUAUCUUAGGGAUUCAAGCACAGGCUGAGUUAAAUCAGUGGCAUGGUGUCCUCUCCUGGGUGCUUCAACAGUAUGAGCACCUGGAGGAAAUACCGUCUAAAAUAAUGCAGAUGUGCAUACUUCUUUACUCAAAAGUGGGAGAGCCAGCCGCGAUGCAGGAGGCAGCCAGAGUUUGGUUACACUGUCCGUCCAAUGGCAGAGCAACAGGGUUCGGGACGGUGGCAGAGCUGUACUUGCUGCAUGUCCUCGUGCCUCUUGGACACAGAGACGAGGCUCUGGAGCUGAUUGACGGUGAGGUUGGGAGCAUUGCGUUCACAGAGGACCAGAGGCAGACGGCACUGGAUGUUGUGGAAGAAAAAGAGAGACAGGAUCAAGAGCCGCCUCUAAAUCCCAGUCCAAACGCUGAGAUCACUCCACAUACGGUUUCAAGUCAAGGAGCUGUAAUCCAUAAACUUCGAACCAUGCUCAGGUUUUUCUACAGAAAACUUUCGUUGACCAGAUCCGGCUCGUUCCCUCUCCGGAGAGUCUUUAUGGCUGCUGUCCUUCUCUACAUGCUUUUUCUUCGAAUGGAUCCAGCUCUUCCGUCUUCAUUCAUGUGGAUUUCCAAACUUCUUCAACUGCUCAAACAGAUGUGGAGUGCCAUGUGUGCACCGUACUAUCAGGCUCUCACUCAGAGCAAAGAACUGUAAAAGACUGAAAAUCACAAUAUGUUUUGUCCCUUUUUCAAGUUUCAUUAAGCAUGUUUAAACACCAGUCAUAUUAAUGACCUAACAAGGAUAUUUCCAACAGUAUAUUUGCUAUUUUCUGAGUUAGAAUCAACAGACAUUUGAUCCCAUCAAGAUGCUCCACAGACUAAGAGACUGAUUUUAUCACCCAGUUUUAAGUCUUUACAAUGCUUUUCUCAUAAACUCACCUCUAGACCUCACUAACACAUUCAGGAUGCAGAUCCAGAUUGUUCAUUCUGAAGCAACUCUCUCUUCUUCAUAAUACUAACUUUAUUUAAUCAGGAAA